Messenger RNA from Rubroshorea leprosula, 1791 nucleotides. Lineage: Eukaryota; Viridiplantae; Streptophyta; Magnoliopsida; Malvales; Dipterocarpaceae. The record is from the annotation of a GenBank genome assembly.
CAUAUUAAAACCCCUCCAAUUUUACCCAAUAUUUCACACACUCUUUUGAGUACAGAAAAAUGGAAUUUCCCUCCCUUGUUUUUCUCUUUUCCCUUCUUCUUCUUCUUCUUCAAUUUCCUCCAUGUCGAUCCAGCUACCACGAUUACCAAGACGCAUUAACAAAAUCGAUUCUGUUUUUCGAAGGCCAGCGCUCCGGUUUCUUGCCGCAGGAUCAGCGACUGACUUGGCGAGCUAACUCUGGAUUGAGUGAUGGAUGGAUGUACAACACGGACCUCACCGGCGGCUACCACGACGCCGGCGACAACGUCAAGUUCGGAUUUCCGAUGGCCUUCACCACCACAAUGCUGGCCUGGAGCGUAAUCGAGUUCGGAGACAUGAUGCCGUCGAGUGACCGGAGGAAUGCGCUCGUCGCAAUUCGCUGGGCCACCGAUUUCCUGCUCAAGAUGGUUUCUCAACCGAACCGGAUUUUCGUUCAGGUGGGGGAUCCGAAUGUAGAUCAUAGUUGUUGGGAAAGACCGGAGGAUAUGGAUACGCCGAGGACAGUUUAUGCCGUGGAUGCGCCGAACCCAGCUUCGGAUGUGGCAGCAGAGACGGCAGCUGCUCUGGCGGCUUCAUCAAUGGCGUUCAGAUCAUCUGACCCAGGAUAUGCAGAAACAUUGUUACGGAAUGCCAUUACAGCAUUCCAAUUUGCAGACAAUUACAGAGGAGCCUACAGUGACAAUUCCAAUAUCAGAGACGGCGCCUGCCCGUUUUACUGUGAUUUUUCCGGUUACCAAGAUGAAUUGCUCUGGGGAGCAGCAUGGCUGAGGAGGGCUUCUCAAGACAAUUCUUACCUUAGUUACAUAGAGAACAAUGGCAAAACACUCGGCGCUGAUGAUAAUAUUAAUGAAUUCGGUUGGGACAACAAGCACGCCGGCCUAAAUGUUCUUGUUUCCAAGGAAGUUCUUGAAGGAAAUAUGUACACACUCCAAUCAUACAAAGCAUCAGCGGAUAGCUUCAUGUGUACGCUAAUACCGGAAUCAUCCUCCUCCCACAUCGAGUACACACCCGGUGGCCUCAUCUACAAGCCUGGCGGCAGCAAUCUCCAACACGCAACCUCAAUCUCCUUCCUCCUCCUCGUCUACGCCAAUUACCUGGAUCGAACCUCCCAAGCGCUCAACUGCGGCAACGUAAUCGUCGCACCGAAUCACCUCCGGUUACAAGCGAAGAAGCAAGUCGAUUACAUCUUAGGCGACAAUCCGAAAGGACUAUCGUACAUGGUCGGCUACAGCAACUAUUAUCCGCAGCGAAUUCACCACCGAGGCUCGUCGUUGCCGUCGACCAAGGAUCAUCCUCAGUUCAUCUCCUGUAAAGAGGGUUCGGUUUACUUCAAUUCCACCGAUCCGAACCCGAACGUGCUAGUGGGUGCGGUGGUGGGCGGACCGGGGGACGACGACGGGUAUGAGGAUGAUCGGGUGGACUUUCGGAAGUCGGAGCCAACGACGUAUAUUAAUGCACCUUUUGUUGGUGUAUUAGCGUAUCUUGCAGCUAAUCCUAAUAUUAGUUAGUCAAAAUGAGGCUAAUUAAUCUGUACAUAAUCUUUUUAAAAAAGUGAAAAAAAGAUUGGAGUCUCUCGUCUUGGACUAAAGCAAAGAGGGAAGAGGCUAAUUUAGAGGGGGAGGUUUAGGUGGCGGGUUGUCACAUUUCACAAGAGCUCCUUGUGAAUCUUUCGGAAUGAGGGUAAAGUGUUUUUAUUAAAGAUGUAAAACCAUUAUAUGCUCACAUCUUCAUCAAUCAAAAGCGAAAGCAUUU